GUUUGAGUUUGUUAUUUAUUUCCUGACAACCAAAGUACACAAGUUACAAAUUAUAUAUGAAAAAGUGAACAUAUCUACUUCAAAGCAAUUAAUCGAGUACUGUUUUUAUUCUUCAUAACGUUCACAAAAUACAAUUAAAUCAUCAUGCCUAGACCACGCUCAGGAGGUUCCGACUACAGUGAUGCAGAUGCAGAUGGGAUGGCAGAAAGGGAGAUGGAGUACACAAAACUCCAACGUCAGCAUAGAAUCAUGCAAGGCGACAGAGAGGCUUAUACAGAGGAGUCACAGAAUCUUAUACGUAAACAAAAAGCGGAAAUAUCUCAACUAGAAGCAGAACGUGCAGAAUUGUUGAAAGAUUUGCGUUUGGCAGAGAGUCGAAGCAAUCAGAAUAAAGAUGAGGUCCAUACUGACAAACUCACAACCCUAGUCAAUGACAGAGAUGACCUCCACCAAUCAAUAGAUGAUGAAAAGGAAAACCAAAAGGAACUGGAUGCAAAAAUUCGAGAAUGGGAGAAGAAAAUAAGAGACCAACACAAAAAUAUGGGAGGCAUACACAUGAGCCGUCAACACACAAUAAAAACACAGAAAAAUGUCCGGGUUCUUGAAAACCGACUAGAUAAAGAAAAUCAAAAGUUUAACAAUUGUCUCACAGCAAAUGCCUCACUCCGAGAAGAAAUAGACAGUUUACGAGUUGAGAGAGUACGUUUUGAUAAUCUCUAUUGUAAACUGGACAAAGAACGCAUGGAGCUUAGACGUGACCUGGGAGAAGUUAUCGACCAAUCAUCACAGGCCUAUGAUUCAAGGGAUGAAUGCCAGGCAAAGAUGAUUCUCCUGAAAGAGAAGGCAGACAAGGACCUACAACAGCAUAAUGCAGAGAUGAAAGAGUUGGUGAGAAUAAUUGACCAUGACAGGAAGCUCAAGGAAUUCAUGGGAAUAAAAGGUCAAGAAAGGCAAGAGGAUCCACAACUGGUUGCCUGGAGGUCAAGAAAAGAGUCAUUGGAGGCUGAACGUAAGAAGGAGUUUGCUGAAGAUUCUGUUGAAGCUUACGAGGCAGCAUUUGAGAGGAUCAAGGAGAUCACAGGAGAGGAAGAUCUUGAUCUUUUGGUUGAGAAGUUUAUUGAAGUGGAAGAUAGAAACUUUGCACUGUUCAACUAUGUGAACGAACAGAAUAAUGAGAUAGAGACUCUGCAAGAACAAAUUGCUGAAAUGAAGGACGAAAUUGCUAACUUCAAAGAACAAGGUGUUGAGAUGGAGACACAGCGACAAGCAAUCCUGUCAAACCUUGAGGAGAAACAAGUGACUGCAUCUAAGAAUGCAGAUGAGCAUGAUGAGAAGCAUACUGCAAUCAUGAAGAUUCUGGAUCAGCUCAGGGCAGGUAUUGACUCGCUGUUUAAUAAGAUCAGUUGUGAAAGAUCGGCUAUAGAUGACAUGUUAGGUGCACAGACAGGAGUACAGGACAGAAAUAUGAUCCAGUAUCUGGGAAUUAUUGAACAAAGAACCAAUGAGCUGCUAUCCAUUCAGAAUUAUUCCAAUUCAAAGGACUAUGAGAAAUAUGAUCCAAAGGCAGGAGGUCUUCUAGGGGCUGGUCCCCAGGCAACACAGAAUCAGAUGCAGAUUAUGGCUCCCUCUGUAGGGGAUGAAUAUGAAAGUGAGGGCAGUGAGGCCAGUGAUGAUGACAGACCUUUCACCCGCAAUGAACUACAAUCUAAAGUUAUGAAAACUGUUAAAAAACGAGAAUCAGCCAUGAGGCGAGAAGGAUUUAAAUAUGACUUAUCAAAUGCUAGAGAAAAAACUCAGAAGAAGAAAAAGUAGAUUUCAAGAUGUGAUGAUAAUAAUUGAUAAACAACAAGCAUCUACUGUAGAAUUUACUAUGUGUUGAACAGUAUUGAACAGCUAAAGUUCGGGGGUUACUGGCAGCACCUAGAGGCAAUAUCCACUCCGUCCAAGAGUUCAUGAAAUGCAGCAAACAAAGAAGGUUUAAUCUCCAAGUUUGUUGGAAAUCACAUAUACUGUAUGGAACAAUCAUGCUUGAAAAGCUGUUUUCUCAGGAGAUAUUGAGAAGUUGGCAAUGGACUUCAUGAGUUUAACAUGGGCCUCUUACGGAAAUAUAUCAUGUAUUAUGAAUAUGAUUAUUACAUAUUUUACGAUACAUAGAGAAAAUGGGCUCCAGAUAAACCCAUUUUGAACGUGGUACUUGUAUACUUUUGGAAAUGAGUAUCUGUAUCUUCAUCCUGUGAAAGAAUAUUUAAGAAAUCCAAGAACAUAUUUUACUGAAGAUUUAGUCAUUUUCAAUUUAUUUCAUUUUCAAUCAGUGAAUAAUUCAGAAUUCUAUCAAUCUAAAAUAUACAACUAUAAAAUUCAUAUUAUAAUCAUAGUGACCUUUACAUUGUAAAGUAAACAUUUUGUGAGCUUAUAAUUAAAGAUCACCCCCGUGCAUCUCUUGCUAGGUAUUUUUGUAAAGAGUAUAUGAAAUAAAUAUAUUAAAA
Owenia fusiformis is the source of this 2486-nucleotide messenger RNA. NCBI's taxonomy places the organism in Eukaryota, Metazoa, Annelida, Polychaeta, Sabellida, Oweniidae. The record is from the annotation of a GenBank genome assembly.